AUGACGACACAUGGGGAAACUAUCGAUCAAUUGACAAGCACUCCGACUGCGACAACUCUAGACGAAGCUCUUGAUAUAUAUACAAUGAUUACGGAGCAGGAGACGAAUGAUGAGGAUACUAAUAAUAAUUCGAAUAUUAAUGGAAACUGUACAAUUGAGUUUGUUGACUUGGUUGAAGAAUUCGGGGAGAUACUGGGUUCACAGAUAAUCGACAACCUAACAAUACCUCUGCAAUGUGCCCCGUCGCCAACGCCAAAAGAAUCGACCACAUGGGAAAACUAUCUUAUGCUCGAAUCAAUCAGAGACUAUCUUCCAAGACAAAACAGUCUUUAUUAUUCUCCAGGUAUAGCGCAUUUUAAUGAUUAA
Paraglomus brasilianum is the source of this 366-nucleotide messenger RNA. The record is from the annotation of a GenBank genome assembly. NCBI's taxonomy places the organism in Eukaryota, Fungi, Glomeromycota, Glomeromycetes, Paraglomerales, Paraglomeraceae.